AGAGCCAGUUAGUCCAAGUUCCAAGGAGUUGGACUUUUAAUUAUUUUAAGUUGGCAAGAGGAAUUGACAGCCAUGCGAUGAAAAACGGCGAAACAUCGGUCUUUGCCGGCUAAUGCUAAGUUGCAGUCCAAAUACAAACCCCAGUUUAUUCUCAACUGUUUUGGCAAACGAUUUAGUUAAAUUGGUGCUCACCCAGUGUUCCGCCCGCGAGCUCCACUCUCACAUGAGAAAAGCCGCAGGCAGUACUGACACCUGUAAAGUAGUAGACCGUGCUGUGAAUUGUCUCGUUACACCUACAUAAGUAUUUUACUUACCGUCAGAUAUCUACGCCAUAUCAAGGUAAUUUCCUGCAAACUGUAAGAUUGUCUUAUUUCUGCUACAGUCAGACAUUCACACGGAGAUGCAUCAUACACCAUCUGGGAUGCAUAGAAAGGCAACUACGAAUUCGGAGAAGCUCUCGCAGUCAUGAAAUAUCAGUAUAUUUAAACAUACGUCGACAUACCAGAUUCAUCGAUGCAAGACCACCUUUAAUGGGGUCCGAGGUCACUCUGAAUUAGCUACCUACCUAGCUACCUUUCUGAUAACGACAUGCCCAUCGUGGAUCACAGCCCUACCACUGGGGUGGUUACAGUCCUCGUAAUCCUCAUAGCUGUCGCUGCUUUGGGAGCUCUCAUCUGUGGAUGUUGGUGCUACUUGCGCUUGCAACGUAUUGGCCAGUCUGAGGAUGAAGAAAGCAUAGUGGGUGAGGGUGAGACUAAAGAGCCCUUUCUCAUGGUACAGUACUCAAGAGACCCUCACGUUGAGCACAAAUCAAAGCUCAAUCCUAAUGUUGAGAAUCACAGCCAUCCAUUUGUGGUGAAAUUGCAGUAGGCCUAUUGCACGUGAUCUGUUCAUCUAAACAAUGACAAGCCAUGCGUUUCCUUGUCUUUAUUUUGUAUCGCAGGCUAUAAACUGAAUUCAUCGAAUCAUGUUAAGUAACAAUUUCCAAAAUGGCUUUUAAAUUGUGAGACUUCUGAUAGGCCAAUGAAGUGGACAUACGGCCAAUGUUUAUCACUCGAAACUAAUGCAUACAAUUAGUUAAAUGCCAUGCCUUGGUUUUAUAAUGGUUUGCUUUUUAUUAAUAAUGAAUCUGUGAAUGUGUAGUUAUGACACACUACAUAGUUUGUGUCGAAUACUUGCACUAGUCUAUUGUUUACAAUUAUUGUUUAUCUCUAGUAUAACCUAACGUGGGCUAUUGCAUGCACUAUUAGAGCUAUCAAGUUAUCAACUUGAUGCAACUGUAAAUUCCUAUUCAUGUUUCUCUGCAUGUUGUGUUUACAAAUGAUGCACAUUAUUUCACUUCACUUAUUUGAAGCCGUUUGUCUGGCAAAAAAAAUCCAGAAAUAAAAGUUCUUAAAAAUG
Osmerus eperlanus (European smelt) is the source of this 1401-nucleotide messenger RNA. It is a transcript of the gene snn, whose product is annotated as stannin. Gene Ontology annotation, cellular component: mitochondrial outer membrane. Bases 589 to 870 code for a protein of 93 amino acids. The record is from RefSeq and is a predicted model, not a curated record. The transcript has 2 exons. NCBI's taxonomy places the organism in Eukaryota, Metazoa, Chordata, Actinopteri, Osmeriformes, Osmeridae.